AUGAACCAAGCAGAUGUUACCAAAUUAGUCUCUAAGUUGCGAAUCAAAGUACCUCCGAAGCACCGUCGCCUAAGCUGUCCUGAAGGACCAGAGGGCAGAUUAAAUAAGCUGAGAAAAACUGUAACCGGUUUAAUUAAAUAUGAAAGGAUUGAACUUAAUUAUUAUCGAGGAGAUGAAGCCCGACAGUAUGCUGAAAGGUUAAUUUCCGAAGCAAUAAAUCAUGGUGAUUGUCAUAAGCCAACAAUGGAGAUGGCUGACUUUUGGCUCCUGGAAAAGGAGCUUGUUCACAAAUUAUUUAAAGUAUUAGUUCCUCGAUUUGAAAACAGUAAUUCAGCAUACACCCGUAUGUUGAAAGCACCUAAACCUGCAUAUGGCCGUUACAUAGAUAAGGCAGUUUUGGAGUUAAGAGGAAAUCCUUACCCUUCUUUGCAAAAUAAACAAACAAAUAAUCGACAGUUGCUUCAGAAUAUACUACUUGAUGCUGCUAAAUAUGACUAUAGACAAGCUAAGUAUGCUGAAAUGGCUGAAAAAAUUGAAAAAUCAGAAGAAUCUUCAAGUGUUAAAACCACAAAUAUAGAACACAAUAAUUAG
This is a messenger RNA of Pieris macdunnoughi, 591 nucleotides long. The record is from the annotation of a GenBank genome assembly. NCBI's taxonomy places the organism in Eukaryota, Metazoa, Arthropoda, Insecta, Lepidoptera, Pieridae.